Molecule: messenger RNA, 1932 nt
Organism: Brettanomyces nanus
Lineage: Eukaryota; Fungi; Ascomycota; Pichiomycetes; Pichiales; Pichiaceae
Exons: 2
Coding region: 1-1932 (643 amino acids)
Biological process (GO): signal transduction; regulation of GTPase activity
Cellular component (GO): cytoplasm
Source: RefSeq, a predicted model, not a curated record
AUGCACACUUCAACUAUUCCUUCGAGCCCUCAGCUACUUGAAGAGCCCCUUGUUAAGGAGAUUCUGAUAUCAGAUUCGAGUUUUGAAAUUCUUCUAUACAGACUGAAACAGAGUAUUAAAUCAUGCGACGAGUUUGCCAACUAUAUUCGAAAGAAGCACAGUUAUGAACAAGACCAUGCACGCGAUAUUCGGAAAACUACGUCGACGUGUAAGAGCAGCAUUAGAUCAAGCGGUCUAACGACAAAGGGAAGCUUUGCCCAGAGCCUCAGAGAUGUGAUAGCCUACGACGAUCGACUUGUGACUGACGUUAGAACUCCGUAUAUCAAGGCUUUGGAUACGAUGUACGGUGAGCUUUGUUCUCUAUCACAGAAUUUCACCCGAUUAAGGAAGCAACUGAAAGAGGAAGGUAACCGAAGAGAAAAAGAGGUAAUUGAUGCCAUUAAUCAGGCCGAGAAAUCGAAGAAUAAGUAUCAGUCCAUCUGUUCGGAUCUCGAAAAGCUUCGCAAUUCGGACCAAUCUCAAAAAAAGAUCACUCUUCAGGGCCGGAAAACCGGGUCUCAGCAGGAAGAAGAACUCACCCGUAAGUUGCACAUUGCAGAUACUGAUUACAACAAGAAAGCACAUUAUUCCCAAAAAUGCAAGAAUGAAUUGGUUGAAGUUCAUCGUCCGCAGAUCUCUUACAAAAUAAAAGAUUUAGUGUUGGAGCUGGACCAUGCUCUACAAUUACAGCUUUCAAAAUAUGCCGUGUAUAAUGAGUCGCUAAUCAUCGGUAUUGGCAAUCAAAUCUCUCCUAUAGCUCACAGUCACACUUCCAUGCAAGAAACCGCCUCUUCUGUCGACGUCGAGAAGAGUUUAUACAACUAUUUGAAGAACAGUAAGGUGAAGCACAAAUCAUCAUUCAUUCCUGUCAAUUAUGAGAGACAUUCUGUCUUUGGAGGGCUGACACCGGAUGGUUCGUUUGCCAAGAUUCCUCAAAGCGGUCAAAUAAUAGGUGCUUCAAUUGGUGCUCCAAUUAGUGCUCCAAUUAGUGCUCCAAUUGGUGCUUCUGGUCUUCAAUAUUCGGUUCCUCCUGCUCCCGUUUAUCGUACAACAGAUCCUCGGGCUAUCUCUCAAUCGUCAAUGCAGUCUAAUCCUAACUUGACAGGUCCAAGACCGUUGCCUCCCGUGGGAGCUGAGCCUGUUAUAGGUGCUACAAUUGGCACAGAUGAGAGUGCCUCAAAUGGCCCUACAACCACUUCGACUCCUUCUGGAAUUUCCGUUCCUAUACAAUCAUCUUACCGCCAAUUCCCAACACUUGACGUUGAAUCACAAUCUACUGAUGGAGCUCUCUUCGGUGUUCCGAUCGAUAAAGUGGCCCAUGAUGAUGAGAUGGUUCCUUUAUUUGCGAAAAGGUGCAUUGAACUUCUUGAGAAAUAUGGUGCGGACUCGGAAGGUAUCUAUAGAUCGAGUCCCAAUAAGGCCAAACUCGAGGAAUUGAAGGAGAUCGUAGAUAAGAAUCCGGAAGAUUUUUCUGUUCUAGAUCCUCCAGAUCCAUCCAGUAUCACCAACGAUUACGUGUUUGUGAUCGCAUCACUUCUAAAGAAGUUCUUUUCGAUGCUGCCAGAGCCCCUCCUAACACUUGAGCAAAGCGGAAACUUUCUGAAAGCUGCACAGAUUGAAGACAUCAAAACUAUGCAUUUGCAGCUUCAUAGAAUUGUAUUCGAGCUGCCGGAUGCAAAUUAUUUUACGCUGAGAGAUCUUCUAUUUCACUUUAUUCGCCUCAGCCAGAUACCUAAGGUGAGAAUGGGAGUUAGAAACUUGGCAAUUGUGUGGUCCAACAAUCUUUUUGCUCCAGGUAGUGCCACGACGACCGAAGAUCUACAGUUACAGCAACGUGUGGUGGAAGAAUUGAUUAAUGCUGCUCCAGAUAUCUUCAAUCCGGUAGACGACUGA